UGUGUGUUGAUACUGUGGCGCAUCCAGAGUGGGUACUUCGGGGCGUAAUUUGGCCGCUGCGAGCCACAGGUGUUGUUGGAAAUGAUCCGUGUCGGUAAAUGCGCUUUUUUGCGCGGAGAAGGAAGCGCAAGUUUCGGUAAAUGUUAUCGCAGCGGACAGGAGAGGGUCGCGGUGUGCACACUGUGCUGUUGAAAAGCACGCCGCUUGUCCUGCCACGACUUCAAGGGGCAAAGGUAAGUGGACUCCCGGUCAGUGCGCGCUGAUAGCGUCGCUCCGUGUCUAGCAGACGGUCUCCGAGUUCCCCGAGUUCCCCGGCUGUCUUUAACAAACAGCCCAUCUCGCUGUGCCUGCAGCUGGAACUGAAACGCAAUAAAAUGACUGUAAUGAGAACUGAAGCUACUGAGUAUGAUCUGCUGAGGAGCGCAGUCUCCACCGGGAUCCAGUGAGGGCACAGCUGCCGUUCUGUUGUGGCUUCACCUCAAGAUGCUGCCAGAAUUCCGCUUUUUAUGAGUCACAUGUAGGUUGAUGGAGCUUUGAAAAUCACUUAAGAGACGGAAGAGGUCGCGAUCUUAAACAAAGAAAGAAAACUGUGUUCACCGGGCUGUUCACCACCACUUUGCAGCAGCGGUCUGCAGGUUUCCCUCUUCCUCCGCUUUAUGAAUGGUGCGCACUGUUCAGUCUGCUGCGGUUUGUCUCCAGAGGAAGCAAGUGCACUGUGCAGGCUCUUCAGUCCCAACAGGUGCCUUUGGUGGCCUCCCACUGUGAACUUGGCACACCCACUCCGCCACCCCCUCCAAAGCCCACAGGUGUGAAGCUGGUCAGUUGUUGCUGAGAGAGAUGAAGACAUGCUCGAUGUUUCUGGCAGCUCUGCUGCUCCCCAGCAUCCAAGCAGUGUGUCCGGAUAAGGAGCCAGGACUGCAGCCAUGGAUGCCGGGACACAGUGAAGACCACCGUGUUACAAUCGGUUAUGGCAGGAAGGUCCUUCUCACUACUUCAGCUACGGUCCACUCCAUUGAGAUUCUCAACGGAGGAAAGCUGGUGAUUGCUGACAACAACCGGCCCAUAAUGCUACGAACAAAACACAUUCUGAUUGGGAACAAAGGGGAGCUGCACAUCGGAAGCCCAGACUGUCCUUAUAAAGGCAACCUCACCAUCUCCCUCUUUGGAAGAUUGGAUGACAGUGAUCAGGAACACAGCUACUUUGGUCGGAAGUACAUUGGCGUGGGGACAGGAGGGACACUGGAGAUCCAUGGAGAAAAGAAGCUGUCAUGGACGUUCCUCAACAAGACCUUACACCCCGGAGAGAGCAACCAAAACAACUACCUAUUUCAGAGGAGCUGGGGGAACCGAGGCAUCAUUAUCCAUGUCAUCGACCCCAAUACCGGAGAGGUUCUGCAAGAUGACAGGUUUGACACAUACCGCAGUAAGGAUGAGAGUCACCGCCUUGCAAAGUAUAUGGAUGGUGUGGAGGCGGGGCUCAUACUGGCCAUGGUGGUCAACGACGAGGGCUCCAACAACUUGGAGGACUCAGCCAAGAAGAGCCUUUCCAGGCUGGGCAGCCAGUACAUCAGCAGUCUGGGAUUUCGUCAUCCCUGGACUUUUAUAGUGACAAAAGGUGACCCUUCUUCUGUUGUGGAGGAUCACGCUGUCUAUCAAGGGACCAAGGCCUCCUCACAGGCCCUGAGCUCUCGUGUUUUCCAGUCAAGCUACGGGGAGCAUUUCACCAUCACCACCAGCAGCCAGUGGGUGCAAGAGGCAGAGUGGACAGAAUGGUUUGACAGAGAUGAUGAGAGGGGAUCUGGAGACUGGGAGAAACUGUCUGACCUGCACGAGGCCUAUCCAGACCGACUAUGUAGCAGUCCACUGGGCAUCCAGGCUGAAACCCAUGAUGGCAUACCAUCCAACCAAACAGGAGAUGUGAUCCAUAAGAAUGACAAGGACUACGGCUUUGUCUGCCUCAACAAGGACCAGGCUCAUGGCCUCUGUCGCAACUACAGGGUCCGCUUCCUAUGUGGAAAAUUGGUUCGUCCGCAGGCCUCCAUUUCCAUUGAUAUGUUGUCCAACAGCAGCAUCCUCGAGCUCGCUGACCAACCAGAGGGCUGGGGGUCUAGGGAUCGGGUGGUGGUGGCCAGUACUGACUACUCCAUGCACCAGGCUGAGGAGUUCACCCUGUUGUCCUGCCCUACCUGCACAUCCAACCAGGUCAAGGUUCAAGGUAAGCCCCAGUUCAUCCACAUGGGUGAGGAGGUGGAUGGGGUGGAUAUGAGGGCAGAGGUGGGCCUGCUGAGUCGUAACAUCCUGCUCCGUGGUGAGAUGGAGCCCGGGUGCUAUGGCAACGAGGCCUGCAAUUUCUUCAACUUCGACACUUUUGGAGGACAUUUGAAGGUGGAGCGGGGCUUCAGGGCAGUUCAUAUAUCUGGGGUGGAGCUGCAGCACAUGGGCCAGCAGACAAUGGGACACUAUCCGGUCCACUUUCAUAUGAACGGAGACGUGGACGAAAGGGGCGGCUACAACCCGCCCACCUCCGUCAGUGACCUAUCCAUCCACCACUCCUUCUCCCGCUGCGUAACCAUCCAUGGCUCCAAUGGACUGCUGGUAAAGGAUGUUGUGGGCUAUGACACUCUGGGCCACUGUUUCUUCACGGAGGAUGGUCCAGAGGAGAGGAACACGUUUGACCAUUGUUUGGGUCUGAUGGUGCGAGCCGGGACCCUGCUGCCUUCAGACAGAGACAGCAAAAUGUGCCGUGACAUCACAGAAGGGGCUUACCCAGGAUAUGUGGCCAACCCACGCCAAGACUGCAGCGCAACUUCAACUUUCUGGAUCGCCAACCCCAAUAACAACCUCAUCAACUGUGCUGCUGCAGGCUCAGAGGAAACCGGUUUCUGGUUCAUCUUCCACCAUGUGCCCACUGGCCCCUCGGAGGGGCUUUAUUCUCCAGGACGCACUGAACACACACCUAUGGGCCAAUUCACCAACAACAGAGCCCAUUCCAACUACAGGGCUGGAAUGAUUCUCGAUCACGGAGUGAAGACCACCAAGGCAAACGACAAGGACAAGAGACCCUUCCUGUCUCUGGUUGGAGCCAGGUAUGGCCCCCACCAGGAUGCUGACCCUUUCAAACCCAGAGUCCCUGCUCUAAUCCACCACUUUGUAGCCUAUAAGAACCAGGACCACGGGGCCUGGCUGAGGGGAGGGGAUGUCUGGCUCGAUGACUGCCAAUUUGCUGAUAAUGGCAUUGGCCUCACUCUGGCGAGCGGAGGGACGUUUCCAGAUGACGAUGGCUCUCGUCAGCAGGUGAAAAACUCGCUGUUUGUGGGUGAGAGUGACAAUCGUGGGAUGCGCUUCCCCGACAACCGGAUCUGGGGCCCCGGGGGUUCGGACCCCACCGGCAGAACCCUACCACGUGGCAUUGAUUUUCCUAUCCGGGGAAUGCAGAUCUACGACGGGCCCAUCAACAUGCAGAACUGCACAUUUCGGAAGUACACUGCGCUAGAUGGACGUCAUACCAGUGCCUUUGGCUUCAGGCUCAACAACUCGUGGCAGAGCUGCCCCAACAACAAUGUCACUGACAUCACCUUUGAUCACGUACCUAUCACGUCUCGGGUGUUUUUUGGGGAGCCCGGCCCCUGGUUUAAUAAGAUGCAAAUGGAUGGAGACAAGACGACCAUCUUCCACGAUAUCGACGGCUCGGUCAGUGAGUAUCCCGGAUCCUUCCUGGUUAAAGAGGACAACUGGCUGCUCCGUCAUCCCGAUUGCAUCGACGUGCCCGACUGGAAGGCUGCCAUCUGCAGUGGCCGCUAUGCACAGAUCUAUGUCCAGACACGUAACCCUGCCAACCUAAACAUGCACAUAGUGAGGGAUGAGUACCCCAAUCGGCCCCUGACGCUAGAGGGCGCCCUGGGGAAGAGGAAACACUACCAGCAGUUCCAGCCAGUGAUCACACUGGCCAAAGGCUACACCAUCCACUGGGACCAGGCGGCACCUGCUGAGGUCACCAUCUGGCUCAUCAACUUCAACAAAAACGACUGGAUCAAUGUGGGCCUCUGCUACCCACAAGGCACUGCCUUUACCAUCAUCUCUGACAUCCACAACCGCCUGACCAAACAGACCCGCAAGACGGGCGUCUUCAUGAGGACUACCCAGAAGGAGAAGAUCAACCACUCCCACCUGGCCAGAGGAUACUACUACUGGGAGGAAGACACUGGCCUGCUUUUCCUGAAGGUGAAGGCCCAUAACGACAGGGGGCAGUAUGCCUUCUGCUCCGUCAAGGGUUGUGAGAGGGUGAAGAUCACAGCCGUCAUUCCUAAAGGCAGUCCACCCAGCAACUGCAUGGCCCAGGCCUACCCCAGACACGCUGAGCUGCCUGUUGUGGAUGUACCCAUGCCCAGAAAGAUACCAAAUGCCAGGCUGCACACACCAGAACACUUCCUGGAGGUCAAACUGGAGUCCUACAACACUCGCUUCUUCCACAUCAAGGAGGACUUUGCCUUUACUGAGGUGAACGGCAGAAAGUUGUACCAACCAGAGGAUGGGGUGCAGCUGACCGUAAUUGACGGGCACGAUGGGAAGGUGGUAGAGAGCAAAGACUUCAGGAACUCCAUCUUACAGGGCAUCCCCGCACAGAUAGACAACUACAUCAGUGGACUGAGAGACGGUUCCAUUGUCCUCAUUACGUCUAAGGGUCGUCUGUUUACCAGAGGAUCCUGGACUAAAGUCCUGCAGCGACUUGGAGCAGACAAAAGCGUCAAAUUGAAAGAUAAGUUGGCAUUUGUGGGCUUCAAGGGCUCCUUCCACCCCGACUGGGUCCAUCUGGAGGUGGACAAUGACCGAGCCAAGAUCCAUCAGGUCCUGCCUGUCCCUGUGGUCCACAAGAUGAAGCUAUGAGUGGCAGGCAGAGUGGGGAAGACAGCAAGAGACUAUGUACCCCCCAGAUACUGACUCACAUACACUCCCUACAAAAAACAUGUACAGACACACACUUACACGACACACUGCCAGCACUGCACAGUCAGUUGCUCCAAGCCAUUGGUCCAGGAUCAAGUGGUGUUUUUUCUAAGAUUUUGGCGGUGAGCAAAAUUAUGUGAUUCUAUAUGUUGAAAAGGGGAAGACCCUCUCCUAGAGCUAGCAGUGCCCAUGGUGAACUGCAUCAUCGCGGUCAGCACAUCCGUACAGGGCGUAGGGUGACAACAUGUCCUCUGGCAGCCAUAUUGGAGGUCCUCAGCUCUUUGACAACAAUGGCUCAGAACAGCCAGCGGUGUUGUAGAAAUGUGUCUCCACAGACAAGAAUGACAUAAUUGAAUUUGGUUCUGUUUCUGACUUAACACUGUCACUGCAUCAUUAACAGCACUGUUAUGUUUACAUUAUGGUAGCUUGUCAGAUAGAGUAACCAUUGGAAUUGGUCAGCAAACCAUCACUGCUGCAAAACAUCUGUUUCGUACACCAGCAAACACAGACUAGUUUCAUGUUAACAUUGUUAGGCUGGUUUGCUCUGACACAGCCAAAAACAUUAACAGACUCUUCUCAAGCUUUAGCGUAGAAAAAGUGGCUUAAGGCAGUUCAGCCUUUGAUAUUCUCUAUCCUCUAACAGACUUCGCUAUCGGUUUACCCCCGCACUCUGACAUGUACAGCAAAAAUGUUGAUACCCUUUGGCGCUAUUGCCUGGAAUGAACUAGUUCAUAUGUUGUUCGAACACAUCUGAAAGCAAAACAAACAGUAAACUUAAAGGUAGGGUGACGUUAUGGGCAAGAUGAAAGAAUGAAAAAGGAGAGCUUCGCAGAAAAGUUCAGAGCUUUCCUACUUUUACAAGAAAUGUCCGUUGAAUGCUAUUAGAUGUUGUUUGACGGUCUGACAAGUACUUGCAUGAUGCCACCCGUUUAGAACAAAAAUUGAGAAGGUUAGGGCAAGUUUAUCAUUGGGAAAGUUGAGGGUUCAGUUGCUCAAUGAGCAAUGACCAUGUAUGAGUAAAAGUGCCUCUUUCUGGUAAACCCAAAGCCCUCCCUGCAACCUAGUGGUUAAAAUAUUUCUGCGGGGGGUUUAGACUCCGAGAUGCUCCUGCUUGGUUCUCCAGUCUUGGGUAGAUUGCCCAGCCAAUAGUGAAGUCUGUUACAGAUCUACUCAGAGGCUCACAGAACUGGAGUUAUACAUUUAUCCAACUAACAUCCAACCAGUGACAAUAUGCAAAUAUUUAGUUUUAGCGAAAAACAUGAUGCCGUCCAGAUUAAGUUAUAGUAUUCAGUGCCAAAUAUCCAGUGCUCUGCCAAUGCAGAGAUACCUGACAACUACAAAGAGAUACAAAACACCUUAAAAAAGACGCAACACAACCAGAGACACAAUGUGUGUGCCCAGAGGUCUCAUAAUCCGUUUAUGGUCAUGGUAAAGAAAUGGUUCUAAACAACCUGUUUUUUAAGCAUUAAAGGUCAUGCUUUAAGUUUAAAGGAAAAGCAGUUUGACAAAAAAGUUUGGCUAAGACUCAUCUUUUCUAGCAUUUUAAGUCCAGUUUGGUCCAAAAGUUCAUUUGUCAGCUUUCACACCAGUCUAAACAAACUCAUCCAAACGGGCAAAAGCACUAGUUUGUUUGAACUAUUAGCCUACUCAAAUGGUUUAUUUUUUCCCCAAUACUUCCUGCAUUGGCACAGAACAAUGGAAAAAAAUACAAAGUGCUACAACAAAGAGUUGUGUAUGAUUGUAGUUCAUAGGAGACUGAGUUAGCCACCUGAGAUAUUAGAUUAUUCACUUUUACACUGAUCAUUUGACAGUAAUCAUUUCCAAGAGUGUCUUUUUCCAGCCUGGUUGUUUGCUAUUUAUAUAGUACUGACUACUGGCCAAUUCCCCAAUGGACCUCCAUAAUGUCAGCCACGGUUGCUAGGCGAUUUAUGAUGCAAAAGCACAGCCUUUAUACAAAAAGAGGGUGCAAAUACUAAAAGUGUGGGUCAGUUAAUCAAACGCAUGUAUAAUGUAUGUGUAUCACUGAGCAUCCUUCCCAUGCAGGUCUCUGUGAUGUGUGACAGACGUAGAAGUUGAAAAGUGGUUUUCACGUCCUGCUUUGUUUGACCUGUUUCAAGAGAGAAAAGAGAAGAAAAGAAAAGAAGAAAAACAGCAACAUUCCUUGUUUUGCAUCCCGACCUGUGGUUGUUAACUUGCUCCGUUUCAUUCCGAGCACUCGCUCAUGUGAUAUGGUGAUGUUUUUCUUCCAUGGUUUUUUUUUUCAUAUCAGUGUUUGUGAUCCAUCCGUCUGUGUUAUUGAUGUUAACCAGCAAGAAGCCCUUAACAAAAUAAAAAAAAUUGAAUUGAAACUUUAACUGAAUUGUUAAAUCAGGGAGUUUUUAAAUGUGCAAUUUCCCCAUUUCAAAGUGACAGAGAAAUCUUUCAAUCCGGCAAGAAAAAAAAGGACUCCCCCUCUCUUUGCCGAAAUAGCUGGUCUUUUUUCGGAGGUUGUAGCAGUAAUUUAGUGUUUUGUAUGUUUAAUGUGUUUUUAAAAAUCCACAGAUUGCUAAGAGAUAUAUUUUAUACUUAUUUAUUGUACAGGCACAGUUGAUCCAAAUCUAAAAGGGACAUCUUUUGAGUUGUAAUGUUAUUAUUGUCCUGUAUGUAUACUGUAUGUAAGAAACCAUUAUAGCUCCAUUUUAAAAGAUUUGUACCAGACACUUGCUGCAUACAUGCAUAUGACUCUUGGUAUAGUUGGCUUGUUUUAACUGUUCACCUAAUGGAUGUGUCGUAUAUGUGGCUUGGGCUUGUAAAGUAAUGAAGCUCCUUUGAAUUUCUUUGAGGACUUUUCGUACAGAAAUAAAUGAUGCUGAACAGUU
Molecule: messenger RNA, 7802 nt
Organism: Dicentrarchus labrax (European seabass)
Lineage: Eukaryota; Metazoa; Chordata; Actinopteri; Moronidae
Product: cell migration-inducing and hyaluronan-binding protein
Exons: 29
Coding region: 838-4884 (1348 amino acids)
Source: RefSeq, a predicted model, not a curated record